AUGCUGCUCCUCGAUAAAGCGCUGCGCUCCUCCUCCUUCAACGUCUACAUAAUCACCUUAUUCACCAGCAACCUCUUAUACGCUGCUGUAGACGGUCCGGUAAAAAUCCUGACCAUGGCCGCCACGGGCUGGCGGCUGGGUCGGUCAUUCUGCACGCUGAGCCUGUACGCUAUCUACGUCCUCGCACCGAUGACACUCCACACCCACCUUCUCAUCAGCCUCAACCGGGCGUGGGCCCUCUUCUGGCCGAUCGGAUACCGGAAUUAUCACACUGCAAAAACCGCUGGGGCGAUUUGCGUGAUUAUGGUGUUUUAUGUCCAUGCAUGGCAGUUACCGGGAGUGAUACUGGACGCCCUGUAUUACCGCCUGAGUCCGGAAAAGGGCUGCUGGUUAAAUCGCGCCGCCAUACCAGUUUAUGCGGCAUUGCAGAACUGGACACAAACCGCGCCGACGUUUUUUGUACCCUUGUGUUAUCCGUUUCUCCUGUUGAAGUACUAUUUACGGAAGCGGAAGAUCGCAGAAAGGUCAGCCGGAAAUAACGGUGGGCUGGUGCAGGUGCAGCAGCCGCUGCGGAAAAAGGCUGGGCAACCAUUUUUGAUUACCACCAUGUUUACUGUGGCGUUCACGGUGUGCUGGUUGCCGACGCCGGUGUUCUACUUGAUGACGGAAUCGGCGCCUAACGCGUAUCCGGUGUUUCGCCAAUUCCAAGCGGCAGCGUAUUCCCUGUUGCCGAUACUGGAUCCCAUACUGUUCUGCUUGACCAUUCGCUACUGGCAGGACAGCACGCGACGCCUGUGGCGGACGUAUGUUUCACGACCUACGGCGAACGCUGUGGAUGCAACUUCUAUGUCACGUGUCGUCACCGAAAAAUAA
This is a messenger RNA of Paramacrobiotus metropolitanus, 873 nucleotides long. RefSeq names its product high-affinity lysophosphatidic acid receptor-like. The coding region runs from base 1 to 873 and encodes 290 amino acids. The transcript has a single exon. Gene Ontology annotation, cellular component: membrane. Gene Ontology annotation, biological process: phospholipase C-activating G protein-coupled receptor signaling pathway; positive regulation of Rho protein signal transduction. Lineage: Eukaryota; Metazoa; Tardigrada; Eutardigrada; Parachela; Macrobiotidae. Gene Ontology annotation, molecular function: G protein-coupled receptor activity. The record is from RefSeq and is a predicted model, not a curated record.